This is a messenger RNA of Metopolophium dirhodum (rose-grain aphid), 2972 nucleotides long. It is a transcript of the gene Edem1, whose product is annotated as ER degradation-enhancing alpha-mannosidase-like protein 2. Gene Ontology annotation, cellular component: membrane; endoplasmic reticulum. The record is from RefSeq and is a predicted model, not a curated record. Gene Ontology annotation, molecular function: calcium ion binding; mannosyl-oligosaccharide 1,2-alpha-mannosidase activity. NCBI's taxonomy places the organism in Eukaryota, Metazoa, Arthropoda, Insecta, Hemiptera, Aphididae. Gene Ontology annotation, biological process: carbohydrate metabolic process; mannose trimming involved in glycoprotein ERAD pathway; endoplasmic reticulum mannose trimming.
GUUUUAUUUCUUACCGAUUAAAAUUUUAAAUUCAUUGCUCAGUAUAAUAUAAAUAUUAUGUUAUAUUGUUUAACGUUGUUCAUUAAUUUAAUUAUACAUUCACACACAUUUCCAGGUGACGACUGCGCGAAUGUGUUGCGUCGACACCGAAAUGAGUAACAAAGAUUAUAUCUUAUGCUUUUGACACGUCCUACCACAUAUCCUUUAGAUGUUAUAUUUUGAAAUCAAAAAAAUGAAGUUUUCGUUUAAUUUCUCAUUGAUAAUUUUACUGCUCAUUCGACACGGCUCGUGUUCACGUCAUUAUGAUAGACACCGUCUCUUACAGUUGAGAUCUGAAGUGAAAGAAAUGUUUGAACAUGCAUAUCACGGCUAUAUGAAAUAUGCUUAUCCUUAUGAUGAGUUACGGCCAUUGACAUGUGAUGGUGUGGACACUUGGGGCAGCUAUUCAUUAUCAUUGAUUGAUGCCCUAGACACUCUAGUUGUAAUGGGACUACACGAUGAAUUUAAUAAGGCAGUUGACUACAUAAAAUAUAAUGUUUCCUUUGAUGCAGAUAUCAAUGUAUCAGUUUUUGAGACAAACAUAAGAGUUGUUGGUGGACUGCUAAGCGCUCAUAUGUUAUCCCAUAGAGCCACAACUGAAUUAGAAAUUGGAUGGCCGUGUAAUGGACCACUGUUACGUAUGGCUGAAGAUGUAGCUAGAAGACUAUUACCAGCAUUUGAUACCCCUACUGGUAUGCCUUAUGGAACAGUUAAUCUUCGAUCUGGUGUACCCGAAGGUGAAACAACUGUAACUUGUACAGCAGGAGUCGGUACAUUCAUAUUAGAAUUUGGAACUCUGUCCCGACUAACUGGUGAUUCUAUAUUUGAACAGGUAGCUUUAAAAGCUCUUCAUUCAUUGUUCAACCAUAGAUCUAAAAUGGGAUUAAUGGGUAAUCAUUUGGACGUGGCCUCUGGAUUAUGGAUUGCACAUGAUUCAGGCAUUGGUGGUGGGAUUGAUUCAUAUUUUGAGUACUUAGUUAAAGGCUCUUUGCUAUUUAACCUGCCUCAUUUAAGAAGCAUGUUCGAUGAGUUAAGAAAGCCUAUUGAUAAAUACUCAGCAACUUCCACAGGGUGGUAUUUUUGGGUGAACAUGCAAAAAGGCCAAGUAACAAUGCCCAUAUAUCAGUCAUUAGAAUCAUAUUGGCCAGGGCUUUUAAGUCUAAUAGGUGAUAUAGAUAUUGCCAUGAAAUCGAUGUCAAAUUAUCAUGAUGUACUUAAAUUAUAUGGUUUUACUCCUGAAGUUUACAACGUUGUCAAUCAAGAGGCUGCUAGAGAUUCAUUCCCAUUACGACCUGAAUUAGUCGAGUCUGCCAUGUAUCUGUACAAGGCAACUAACGGAGAUCCUUAUUUACUAGAUAUAGGUAGCGACAUUCUACGUUCCAUUCAACAUAGUAGCCGCACACGUUGUGGAUAUGCCACAAUUAAAAGUUGCAAAAAGCAUUCUCUUCAAAAUAGAAUGGAGUCUUUUUUCCUUGCUGAAACAACCAAGUACCUAUAUUUGCUUUUCGACCCUGAUAACUUUAUACAUAAUGAUGGAAGUCAUGGUAAAGUUUGGAAAACAGCCGGGGGCCGUGAAUGCAUAGUCGACGCAGGUGGAUACGUUUUUAACACAGAGGCUCAUCCUAUAGAUCCCGGAAUAUUGCACUGUUGUUACAUGGCUGACAACAACCAUUGGUCGCAUCGUCAACAGCCAAAAUAUAAACGUUUUAUGAAAUCGUCAAUGGUAGUUGGCCAAAAAAAAGAAUCAACCAAUCAAGGAAAAGGCACCGUGACCGGAGAGAACGGCAGCUCGGCAAGUGGUCAUGGGUUUACCGUGGACGAGAGCAGCAUCUAUUGGACGCAACAGGCGCACGAAGACCAACGGCCGCAGUUCAAAAACGAUCAUCAAAAACCGGCAGUGGCUGCGGACGGGAUCUCGGGUAGACCUCCAACGAUGAAUUCGUUGCAACCGCCGCCACCGAUGCCGCCGCCGUCGUCACGACCACCGGUGAUUUAUAGAACGGACGACCAAUUGCAUGACGACGGUAGGCGCGAGGACGAGGAAGACGCCGCCACCGAUGACGACCAUGGCGGAAACAGAGACGACGGCGGUGACGGUGACAUGCGAUUCGAGUCUACGACUCGGCAGGAGGAGAGGACCGCGAAACUGGACGAUUUAGGUUCGGCGGCGGCCGCAGAGUCGAACGAUUUCCCCGAUUACGACGACGGUUUUAAAGACCUGACGACCGCCGACCGCCGAUAUCGGCAGCCGUCGUCAGCCGAUUACGAUCACAAUCGCGGCGACGACGACGACGACGACAAUAAUUGGAAAGCCAAACAGCACCGUUGGACGAGCGAAAAACGGCAACAGGACGACCAGGACGACGAUGACGCUUCGGCGGCCGGCCACGACGACGGCGACAACGGUUAUCAGGUGCUCGCGUGCCCCGCGACGAAUAACUUUUACACGCAUUUCCGGUGGUGACAAAGCGCCUCGCCUGUCCUGGUUGAAUUAUAUUUAUUACUAUUUAUUAUGAUACUGUGUUUUGAUGAUGUUGUUGUUGGACCAAAAAAUAUAAUUUCGUUUAAAAUAUUGUUAUUCGCGUCGUUCAAUAAUAUUAUUCUAUACGUGUAAUUGGGUAGUACCUGCCUACCUUUACUUACCUAUCUGUUCUGAAUACUGUACUUCUCUAAUUAUUGUUUUAUUUGUGUAUUUCUUACUGUAUUCUGAAUACUUUUAAAAACAAUUUUUUUAAUAUACCAAUACAUUUUUAUUACAACUGACUUCAAAAUAAUAAUAGAGUUAGGUAGGUACCUACUUAUUAUGUAUAGUGUUAUUUAUUACUCUAUGUGUUCUACCAAAGACUACCUUUUAUUUAUUAUUUGAUGUAUCUUAUAAGAAUUUUUGGAAUACUCUGUGAAUACAAUUAAUAUAAUCAUAAGGUUUUCAAACA